Molecule: messenger RNA, 1677 nt
Organism: Haplochromis burtoni (Burton's mouthbrooder)
Lineage: Eukaryota; Metazoa; Chordata; Actinopteri; Cichliformes; Cichlidae
Exons: 7
Coding region: 345-1331 (328 amino acids)
Source: RefSeq, a predicted model, not a curated record
AAAAAAAAGGGAAGAAAUGUUUCCGCCCGGUUUCGAACCGGGGACCUUUCCACGACACUACGGAGACGCACCAUUUGUCGUGAAAGGUCGUGUCACAGGUGUCAAACUGAGGGUGGCAGCUACUAUCCCUGCAGCUUCAUCAAAGAGGAAAUCUUCAGCCUAAUCAUCAAACUUAGAAAGCGCGUCUGCCUCCUGGAUCCAGCUGCAACAAAGCUCUCAGGCUCCUGUAUAUAACCAGCUGAUGGGCGCCUGGGCGCUUGUGCCUCCUCUCCCCGUCAGCACAGAGUGACACUGACAGUCUGGACUGUUCACUGGUGUUUUUGAUCUGGAUCCUUCACCUGAUCAUGCAGAAACAAACCAACAGCAGAGGAUUUGAUGAACAUUUUAUAGAAAGUCAGCAUUUAAGGCUGGAAGACUUCAAACAGGAAGCAUGGACGUAUGGUUUUGGAAACCAGUACCUUCAUAAAAACAUGCGUCCAUACCCUCGGCCGGAGCUUCAUGUGUUUCAUCUGAAACACGACACAUACAGAUUAGAAGAGAUCAAGAAUGACGGAGGCUUCAAGGAUCCAAAGAGCGGCUCAGAGGAUCCAGACAGAAUGUCCCUGGUGUGGUGGAGUCUGGCUGUGGCACCAGAGGAGAUCCAAUCAGCUGAGAGGAGGCUCCUGAAGAAGACCUUCCCAAACCGGACCGAGGAGCAGGCCCGGAGGCAGCAGAGCUUCCUGUGGAAGUUCGCCUCCUCUCCAGCCUUCAGUGAGAAGUCCAGGUAUGGAUCGUACCGCUUCACCUUCACAGUGGAGAAGGUGCUGGAGGCCUACAGCAAGCAGUUUUGCUUUCAUGCUGCGCCCGUCAUGCGGGUCCUCAAGACUUCCCUGUACAAACAGGAAGUGAUGUACACUGUGCUGGUGCACAGCCCGCACGAUGGCGAGCGCUUCACCAAGUAUCCCGUCCUGCCCGACGAGCCCAGCAACAUCUGUGCUUACAGGGACGGACACUUUACCUGGAGGCCCGAGGCCAUGUGUGAGACACACAAAUAUGUGCUUUUACAAAGACGUGACAAAAACCUGAUGGAAGUUUGGGGGCUGAUUCAGGAUCCACAGUUUUAUGUUUGGGACCACGUCGCCAUUGCCCUGCAUGUGGCGGGAGGACAGGUGCUGAAGUUUGAUUCUGAUGAUCUGAGAAAGAACCUCAGGUUCUGUGAGCGUGACGCUGUGACAGUCAGACCUGAAUCUGACUUUCAACAUUACCAGGAUGCUCAAAGCCUCGUCGCUCGUUUGUGGCCGCUGAAGAAGGAGGUUUCACUGCAGCAGAGAAUCAGAGGCUCUACAGAGUGAGGCUGUCUGUGGAGUUUCUCCACCUUUAUUCUCCUUUUCCUGAGCGACUGCAGCAUCACCGGCUGCACAGUGAACCAUGGUGGAGGUUACACAGAAGGCAGCAGCCGAGAGGAACGAACACAGAAAAACUCUUUGAUGUGACUUUUUUAUUCCAUUAGUUUAUUAAAGGUUUAUUACAUGAAUUUCCAAAGUGCACAGCAAAAGACCAAAGACAGAUAAAACAUAAACAUGUGAUCAUGUGUUUCACUGCACUCGGUCCUGUCUGCGUGGGAUGUGUUCAUGUGACUGAAUCAAAGACUAAUUACUUUGUACACACAAAAAGUGGACAAUAAAGUUGUUUUGAAUA